UCAUGGGCAUUACGAACUUCUUCGAGAGCGUCAAAAAUUGGACAGUGGCGCGCGUCCAAGGCACGAUUGGGUCCAAGGACGAGGAGCGCGAGGAUGUGCGACGAUUUCCCAACCUGGGCGAGGAUAUACAACAGGUGGUGCAUACGCCGGAAUUUGAGCAGGUCCUGGACGCGGCCUCGCCAUUCCUGCUGGCCAGCAUGGGUGCCUGGCCGGGAUAUUGGCUAUACCGAGGCUUCGAUUAUCACUCGCACAGGGCGCACGUGCCGCUGCCCGUCUACAUCAGACAGACUUUUUACCAAGCCAAACUGCUGCAGCUAUUGAUUAUCAUGACGGGCAUCAUCAGCAUGGUCAGGAAUCACAACAAUUUGCGCAUUUUUCCAGUCAGCAAUAAGGACGAGUAAAAUCAGUUCAAAUUAAAAGCAAAUUCAACAAAAGUUGGUGGCAAAUCUUAAAACCCUGAAGUUCGUAUUAUUGCGGCCCAUUUUGAUAAUAAAAAUUCCUCCCAUUUCAUAUUUUAAUAAAUGCAAUUGACUUUAAA
Drosophila montana is the source of this 538-nucleotide messenger RNA. RefSeq lists its product as uncharacterized. Bases 3 to 401 code for a protein of 132 amino acids. NCBI's taxonomy places the organism in Eukaryota, Metazoa, Arthropoda, Insecta, Diptera, Drosophilidae. The record is from RefSeq and is a predicted model, not a curated record. The transcript has 2 exons.